Molecule: messenger RNA, 2140 nt
Organism: Falco peregrinus (peregrine falcon)
Lineage: Eukaryota; Metazoa; Chordata; Aves; Falconiformes; Falconidae
Exons: 2
Coding region: 905-1039 (44 amino acids)
Source: RefSeq, a predicted model, not a curated record
AACAUACUACAUCAGAAAUACUUACAGGAUUUCCUGACUUCUAAAGAAAAGUACAUUUUUAAUGAUUGGAGACCAGGUGGGUGGGCAACUUGUCUAUUUGUCUUACAAAAACAAAACAUGCUGCAGCUUUGACAGUGAUGCAAGGAGCAAACGUGGAUUGCCUUGCUCUGCAUUAUUUCCACAGUUCCACUGUGAAGUAGGCAAUUUCACAGAAUUUAAAAAGAAAAUGGAAGUAGCACUGGAUCAAAAAUUAGAUGUUACUGUGCAGAGAAAAAUAAGAAAUAAUGUGAUUCAGCACAAUCCUUAGGGAGUGCCCUUGGCUUGGCCUUGAGGGUCUUUGUAUUAUUGCAAUUUCCAGAUACAUUUUUUUUAAUCUUAAAAUUUGAACUAAUCACAAGGAAGUUAAUAGCACUGAUCAGGCUAGUUUGUGAACUCAGGUUAUGGCCUGUAAAAACUACACCACAAAUGAAUAAAGGAAACUAUGCAAAGAAUCAGUUCAACAGCUUGCUUACUCUUUCACUUGGACCAGCAGAUUUCUGUGGGUUUUAGUUACACUAGAGGCAAAACUUAUUUUGAAAAUACUUUUUGCUGUAUACUUAGGCAAACUCUGAUUGAUCAACAAUGCAGUGUAUUUUUUGGCAGACCACAGCCUGCACCAGCAGCAAGCUAAAGCCAUGUGGACCCUCAGCAAAGUCUCUUCCUGGAACUAUCCAACACCAACAACAAAAAAUAAAAGCCAUCUUGACGUUGAUCGAUUCUCUGGAGGAGCAAUUACUACUUAACGGGCUUCCUGAGCAGCUUGAUUAUGUUCUGCUUCUGUCUAAGGCCUUGCUGACCAUAGCGGGGAGUAGCAGGGCAGCAGCCAGCCCCAGAGACCCUACCUGCUGCAGCGCCGGGGAGAACCAUGCCGGACUCCUUCGCCGUCCACUUUCUCAAGGUGCUGAAGGAGCUGCUGGCCUUCGUGCUGUUCAGUUACACCGUGCUGGUCGGGGCGCUGCUGCUCGCCGGCUGGACCACGUACUUCUUGGUGCUUAAAUGAGAGCUCCCCUUCUGCCGCUGCUGCCACAGGCAACUGGCUCCACCAUGCAGCUCGUCCUGCGCGUCUGCUGGGCACACAGAAUGGCGGUCCCUUCCUCCUGCGCCAACUCUGCAAGCGUUUUGUUUCGUUACUGUCUAAUCACAAUCUUAUUUUCUUAUGUACGAAUAAAGAUUUAAAAAAAAAAAAUCUGCAUACCUGCAUACAUGCACUUUACUAGUCUUUCUGCCUCUUGCAGAUUCUUUGUGUCUCCUAGACACUUGCCCCUGUUCCCAGAAAUAUUUAAAACCCUCUCAGCAGUUUUCUCCUGAGAUUCUCACCCCACACCCCACUUUGAGAGCAUGGCAGUCUGCCGAGCACAGCGGAAGGAUGCAACACAAUUCAAACAUGACCAACAUCUCAAAUAAACAAGUCCUGCCUUGUUCAGCUCUGCCUUAUUAAAGGUGUGAAGGCAGAGAUACAGAAAUUACUUGUCAUUUUUUCAGAAGUCCUGAAAAGAGACAUUUCAAACCAGCACGUUUCCCUUUUCCUACAGUUUUAUGAGGGAACACCAACACCACAUUACCUACAGGGCUAUUACCUGGCACUCUCAAGUGUGCAACACUUUUCAACAAAUGCUCAAAACACGGAGUUAGCCAAAAUAUGUGCCUGUGAUACAGCACUGCCUCAGUAAAAGUAAACAGCGCUGAGUAAACUGAUUCUCACAGAGAACAGACAGGAAUUUCUGCUAUAGAUAAAAAGACUUAAUUAACGAGGGCCUUUCAUGUGAAACUAUACAGGAAACCUUUGCUGGAGAAGCUGGGGAUUAUCACUAGUGCGGGACUAGCCAAACCCAGAGCAGCAUCAUAUCCUCUUGAAAAACAAAGAAUUAAACCGGGGUGGGGCGCAGGACCUGUGGGAAGCAUGUCAGCACACCCUCAGCCCACUGCCCUGCUGAUGCCCUGAGACAGAGCUGAGGGCCACGCUCUGCUGAGCCGGGCUGGCCUGCCGGGUGCCUCCCAGCAGGGCACACUGAGGAGCGGGCCAAGCACGGCCCGAGCUGAGAGCUCCCAACACCACUCCCGCCUCCAAGACCCAUCAAGGCGUGUCCCCAGGCACCGCCGA